AGUCAAGGCAGUGGUGACUCGCGGCACCAGUCGUCGUUUCACUCGCGUACGCGGCAGUAAUUUUUCAGUUUUUCGAAUCGCCUGUCGAUAAAAGUUCAGUAUUUCCUCUUCUGUGGCGGAACGGUCUCGUCUCUUGGUGUGCUGUGCUGAUAAAAAAGGUUUUAUUGUUUAAAUAAGUGAGAAUCAGAAACAGUUCGUGCAAAAAUGGCCUCAGGAGUGACCGUAUCAGAUGUUUGCAAAACGACAUACGAGGAAAUCAAAAAAGACAAAAAACAUCGCUAUGUCAUAUUCUACAUCCGCGACGAAAAGCAGAUCGAUGUGGAGGUGAUCGGUGACCGCAACGCCGAGUACGACCAAUUCCUCGAGGACAUCCAGAAGGGUGGACCCGGCGAGUGCCGAUAUGGACUGUUCGAUUUCGAGUACAUGCACCAGUGCCAAGGCACUUCGGAAAGUUCCAAGAAGCAGAAGCUGUUCCUGAUGUCCUGGUGUCCAGAUACCGCUAAGGUCAAGAAGAAGAUGUUGUACUCCAGCUCCUUCGACGCUCUGAAGAAGUCGCUCGUUGGCGUCCAGAAGUACAUUCAGGCUACCGAUCUCUCUGAAGCAUCACGGGAAGCUGUCGAAGAGAAGCUGCGCGCCACUGAUCGUCAAUAAGCUUAUCCAUACUUAAGAUUACGCACACUACAACAACAACAACAGAGAAAUAAAAAAAAUACCUACAGCAGAUUAGCAGACAACAUACACAGACAAACCAACUCACACAUACAGAUCACACACACACCCACACACUGAACAUCGCAGGAGUGAAUGUCAUUUCUCAAGAACAAUGAAAAACAUUUAAUAAAAACCAACCAACUAACUGAACAGUAAAAAAAAAACACAAACAAGUGAAACUGUAGUAGUGAGCAUAUCUGAAUCCCGAGUAAGGGUUAGAUUGUUCCAAAGCAAAACCAGAACAACCCUUUUGCGCGCGAUUGCUUUGUUGUCACGAGUGAGGAAAUUCGGACUCAAGUCAUAAACCAACCAUGAUGAUCAGCAGGAGUGUGUAGUAGUAAGAAUGAGAAUAACUGAUAAAAAGCGUUCAGGGAAAGUACGAAUCAUUGGAACCUUAAAACUAAAUUGCAUGCGCGAUCCCAAUUUUUUUCUACUUUUGAUUUGCACGGAGCGGGGGAGACGAAGGGGGGAAGCAAAUAUACUAUAUUAACAAUAUAGGUCACUUCGUGUUCUCACAUACAACGACAUGGAGACGCCGUUUACGAAUGAUUACAGCACCACCUGUUGUCAGAAAAAGUCAAUAAUUGUAUUUUGAUCAAUUUUUGUUUACCGUGCAAGGUGACAUUUCAGAAAAAAAGAUGUUAGGGGUGUCAAAGUUUUUUGUUCCAAAAUAAUCGAUUAAUAAAUCGAUUAAUAAAUCGAUUAAUAAAUAAUCGAUUUACAAUAUACACAAACAAAAUAAUAUUGCGCAUUGAGUUCACCACUGGACUGCGCACUCGAUCUUUAUAAGUGCAAAAACGUUAAUAAAAGUGCGCGAUUGCAUCAAAUCCAGUUGAUGUCUUCAGCGCACUAUUCCUUUGGUUUAUGCUUAAUAAGUGCUUUGAACACACCGAGUUGAUUUGUUGCAAAUGCGCACUGUAAUUUACGGUUUUGUGGUGAACUAAAAUACAUCUGUAGAAAAAAUUGAAUGCUCCCUCGUUGUAACAUCACCGAAAUCGUUUCACUUCGAAAUUUAAAAUUUUCACCCUCAAAAUUAAUUUAUAUUUUGCCCUGAUGGUUGCUAUUUUCCUUUGACAAUGACUUUUAAUAUCAUCUUUCUUAAUGUGCACGCUGACAUACAUACAUCGGAUUGGAUAGCUUACAAAAAUCCGGAAGAUCACCUACCAAAUGCAGGUCAAAUUUCUUGUGGCAGAGUUCAAGACAUUGAAUUCAAGGGUGCAUAAGCUAAUGGACAGAUGUACGAAAUUUCAACGUUUGAGCGUUUCGUGCUCACAAAAAAAUGAGCUCCGGGACCGGACCUGAGAAUAGAACCCGUCAAAUUUAAUUUCGAUUAACCGUAGUGUGGCCAGCAAAAAAAACACCCGUAGAAGGCCGGCAGGGUACCCGGGUACCCACGAAAUGGAAAUGAUCAUAUCUCAGCGAUUUUUCCACCGAUUUUAAAAGUUUUGCCUCAUUCAACUCAGAAACUCAUUAUCUAUCGAGAUCGUAUUUGGUUGGACCGGUCCGAUCACCAUGGGUACCGGAAAAUCCGGAUUUACGGAUCCAUGUUUUUAUACAAUACAAUAUACGGGAUUUUCGGUAGGUUAGUAGCAAUUUCGGUACCAAGCAUCGUAAAAUUGCUUUGGCAUAUCGUAUCUGACUGGCCUGGAAUCAUAAAACGUGUUGACUUUGAAACUGUGAUUUCGGAACACGCUUCUCGUGGGGCCAUGGUUGACCAUAAACACUUUAAGAUAUCCCAGUCUUAAAAUGUGGGUUUCAAUAUGGUAUAAGGACAUGCUCCCAAAAAUAUGGAUUUUCCGAAAACCACGGUGAUUAGAUCGGUCUAACCAAAUAUUUUCCCGAUAGAUGAUGAGUUUCUGAGUUGAAUGAGCUAAAAAUUUCCAAAAUCUAUGAAAAAUUGACGGAGAUAUGAUCAUUUCAAUUUCGUAGGUACCCGGGUACCCUGCCGGCCUUCCACGUAAUAAAAAAAUGCAGGAGCCCCUCCCCCUGCCCCUCCUUACUUUAAAAUUCGGUCAACCCCAUUAAUAUAUGUAUAUUCACGAGUUCUAAGAUCUAACAAAGUUCCAACAUCCUAGUCUCAACAACCAUUAAAAUGUCGAGAUUUGAAAUUGAAAAAGGUACCCGGGUACCCUGCCGGCCACAUAAGUGUUAAUUUCGUUGUUCUUCCGAAGUGAACUGUGAGUUUAUUCGAAUACUGGUUGUUUCAUUCCGGACUAAUCCUUUGUUGUUGGAUGUGUGAACAUUGUGCUGCCAUAGAUUGAACAUUUACACGAUCGUCGCGAAAUCCUUGCAAAGCUCAUUAUAUUUAAAUAUACAGUCAUGGGCUUCUGGGUGAACUUCAGUUAGUAAAAAUAUUCUAGCAAAUUCGCCUGCUGCAGAGUGAUAAUCCUCCAUAAAUUUAGUCAGGCAUUCCUUCAGAUUCCUUUCCUUUCUAAAUUCCUUCUGAUUUUCCAACGGAAGUUCCUUCUCAGUUUUCUCUUUUCCUUUGAUAACCGGAAAAAUCCAUUGCUAACCGUCGUUAAUCGCGUCUAACUGCACCUGCGGCUCAGUUAGCAGCGGUUAGCGACGGUUAGGAACGAAUAUAUGCGGAUUUUCCGAUUAGAAAAGGAUAUGUCAUUCCCCUUGGUUUCCUUCUAGUUUUUUUUCUGUGAUUCAUUCAGGAGCUCUUUUUGAAAUUCCUCCAUGAGUGUCUUCAGAGAUUGAUUCAAAGUUUUUUUUUCUUAAAUUUCUCCAGAGCUUCCUUCGAGGAACCCCCAGGAGUUCCUACUGAAAUUACUCCAGCAAUUUCUUCUGAUGUUCCUUCAAGAAUCAAUUCUAGGAAUCCUCAAGAAUUCUCUUCUAGGAUUCGUCAAGAAGUUCCUUAUAGGAUUUCCUAAUAGGAGUUUCUUGAAGUUUUUCUUGGAUUCCUGCAGAAGCUCAGCUCCUUCAACAAUUCCCUCAAGAGUUUUUUUCUACGAAUACCCCCCGAAGUUCCUUCUGGAAUUCCUACAAAAUUUUCCAAGAACGUUUGGAUUUAUCCAAGAAUUCCUUCAAAAAUUCCUCCUGGGAAUUUCAACCGGGAUUUCUAUCAGUAUUCCUCCAAAAGUUCCUUCUGGAAUUCACUUCGUCUUUUAAGGAUUUCCACCGAGUCUUCUGGGAUUUUUCAAGGAAUUUCUUUUGAAAUUUCGGAGAGAUUUCCGAAGUGACUUUGUAAAUCUCCAGGGCGAUUUUAUAUGAACAAUUUAAUUGAUAUUUUUCGAGCGAUCUUUCCAGGAUUCCUUCAGAGGGAACCUCUUUGAAGUAUCAAAAAUAUUCCAGAAAUUAUUUUUGUGAUUCCUUCCGAGAUUUCCAUUAAUUUUAAAUGUCUUCAGAAGUAUUUUUUUUUUCCGGGAUUCACAGAAGAAAUAUGUGAAUACUAGAUUUGUAGUAAUGAGUUGUUUUUUUUUUGUAUGGUGAGAUGCUAAACUCUCCGUUUCUGCAUUGAAACGGUGCAAACUCAUGGGUAUUAUGAUUCUUAGCCUAGUUUAAUGCCAAGUUUAAUGCUGCUUGAGCAAAACUUUAGGAAAAUAUGUUGUUGAAGUUGCAUUAAAUGAGAAUACAACAACACAGUUACCCAAAGUUUUGCUCAAACACCAUCAAAUCACACAAGCAGUCAUAAAACCCUUGCUUUUUUGUUACCAUUAUUGCAGUUACCAUUUUAUUGCAGUAACGGAGAAUUUACUUUCUCAUUAUCCCCGAGAUGAACUAGCCUAGGGCUAAAAAUCUCGUUAAUACUGAUAAAAAAAAACUUUCUCAUUAUACAAAUAAUUAUACUACAAAUCUAGUACUUCACUGAUUGCGUUUUAUUCAUGGAGAUAUGUAAUCCCAGAUAAAAAAAGUGUUGGGGGAUAAAGGAGGAACGCUGCAACGCUUUCCCUGAGCAAUCCCGAAAAGAGUUCCUAAAAUAAUUCCAGAAUAAUUUCUGGGAGGAAUCUUGGAGGAAUCCCCCAAGAGCUUCAGGAGGAAUCUUAGAGAAAAAAAAACAAGGAAAAAAAAUCCAGGGUGCAUUCUUAAAGGGAUCCCACAAGGAAAUUCUUGUGUAAUUUCCGGAGAAAAUAGCGUUCAUAACUCGCUAACGGAAAGCCGAGCGGAAAGCUCGAUUUGGGUCGUCUGUGUUUUUGUCUGUUAUGAACGUUUAUCGGUUCAAAUUUACUUCUCAUCUGCAACUUCGCAUGUCGCACGAGUCGCGACUUCGAUUUGGUGCUGCGACGAUAAUACACGCCAGAAGUUGUUCAAGAAGAGAGAAUAAAAUUUGUUCUAAUUUGAGUAGUUGAAAAAAAAAAUCGAUUAAUGUUUAAUCGAUUAUUUCAGAAGAAAUGGGCAUCCCCACCAUACAAUGACAGUUCGACAGAAUAAACGUCAUUCGGAUAGCGCAUGCAUUUAGUGUGUAGUAGUACCUCUUCUGACGCUUGGUGGCGCCACAUUCACUAAAAAGGUGUCGCCAAAAAAUCGUUAGAGUGACCUAUAUUGUUAAUAUAGUAUAUUUGGGGGAAGCGUUUCUUAGCAAGCAUUUAUUUCAAGCGUGUGUUUAAUAAUGGCCCCCCUUUCGUCGGGAACUCCCUUGCCUAUUUCGCUGCUUUUUUUCCCUUGCGCGUGUGUGUGUGCGCGGUCAACAUCAGGAAUUACAAAAAUAAAAGAAAUAUUGACAUACAGCAGAAAUUCAGAAAAAAAAAUAACGAACAAUCGUAUUACAGUUAUGAUUAAUUUAAAUUAAAACAAUAAAAUACUAAUAAAGAUAAACCA
Molecule: messenger RNA, 5472 nt
Organism: Aedes albopictus (Asian tiger mosquito)
Lineage: Eukaryota; Metazoa; Arthropoda; Insecta; Diptera; Culicidae
Gene: tsr
Product: cofilin/actin-depolymerizing factor homolog
Exons: 5
Coding region: 205-651 (148 amino acids)
Biological process (GO): actin filament fragmentation; actin filament severing
Cellular component (GO): actin cytoskeleton; cytoplasm; actin cortical patch
Molecular function (GO): actin filament binding
Source: RefSeq, a predicted model, not a curated record